This is a messenger RNA of Thamnophis sirtalis, 3941 nucleotides long. It is a transcript of the gene EPS8L1, whose product is annotated as EPS8 signaling adaptor L1. NCBI's taxonomy places the organism in Eukaryota, Metazoa, Chordata, Lepidosauria, Squamata, Natricidae. Gene Ontology annotation, biological process: positive regulation of ruffle assembly; regulation of Rho protein signal transduction; Rho protein signal transduction. The record is from RefSeq and is a predicted model, not a curated record. Gene Ontology annotation, cellular component: plasma membrane; ruffle membrane; vesicle. Gene Ontology annotation, molecular function: actin binding.
AGUAAGUCUCUCAAGUCAUACAAGAAGCUCAUAACUUCUACGUGCCAGUCAGAUGUUGCUAGCUUUGUGUCCCAAGGAGAAAUGAUAGCAGCAGAAGCAAAGAGCUGAGAAGAACAGACUUUUGCCCAGUUGUGGUGUGAAUUUCAGAGAAAAUUGCUGACAUCAUGAGCGAUUCCGGAAGUUUAUUUGGUGAUGUUCACAAGCCUAGUGCCAGAGCCAUCUAUGAACAGAGGAAGAAGUAUUCUAACUUCAUUGUGGCAGAUGUCUCUCAGUAUGCUGUCAAUCACCUGGUGACCUUCUCCAUUGGGGAAGAGGACGAUUUGACAUCUGUGGAGGAUGCUAUCAGAAAACUAUGCAUCAUGGAUAAGCAAGGGAAGAUCUGGGUUCAAGAGAUGUUGCUCCAGGUCAACGGAUCGGCUAUCAAGCUCCUUGACAUAAACUCAAAGGAGGAACUGGAGAACUUUGCAUUGCCAACAGUGGCUUAUUGUGAUGUUGUCUGCCCUGAGUCCCGUGCCCGAUCCUUGCUUGUACUCAUGUGCCAGGAAACAACUCAGCUCAGACCGGAUAUUCACUUCUUUGACUGUGAACAAAUUAGGGCGGAAUGGAUCCAGCAAGACAUCAGCAGUGCCCUGUUGGAUUUCAACACAGGAGGAGAUAUCCAGCGGAGGGAAGCGUUGAGAGCUGCCCAAAACAUGCUUGAUAAUCAGGAGGUCUUCUCUCAGCCUCCUAUGCAGGUUCCUUCUAGGACAAAGAUUGUUGCACCAGGGCCAAGAGAAGAUGCCAUCUUGAUAGGGGAACCUGAUCUGUCCAACAUCCCAAUAGAGCAAAAUGUGGAACUGCUGAACCGGAUUUUUGAUGAUGUGGAAGCCUUCGUGAGAAAGCUGCAGAAAUGUGCAGAAGCUUUCCGUGACCUGAACCAAUACAGGAGCUCUGCAAGAGGGCGCCUUCGAACACCAAGAGAGGGGCUCUUAACCAUCAGAGCAAAACCCCCAUCCCAAGAGGAGUUUGAAGACGCUCUGUCCAAGAUCAAAUAUUCCUUUAGCCUUCUGGCAAGGCUGAAACCCAAUAUCUCAGGCCCUAGUUCAGAGGAGCUAAUAUGUAUUCUUUUCAAACCCUUGAAGAUGAUUGUGGACGCUUCUGGGGGUGUCGAAUUUGCUUCUGAAUUGCGCAAUCCCAUGCUAACUCUAGAGGCAGUAACUUUGAUGCAAAGCUGCUUGGGAGAAUGGGAAACAGAACUGUGGCAUUCUCUGGGUGAAAACUGGACUAAGCCCAGGGUGGAUUUCCCCAGGGGCUAUGCGGCUUCCUACAACCUGACUUUCUGCAGUGGCUGGGAGCCUCCUAACCAAGAUGCUUUUGGGAGACUUUGGGAAGACCCAGUAGAGAUGCAAAACCGCCAUGAAGAACGCCGUAAUCAGCAAUCGGCCCCCACAAUUGCAGCCAAUGGGUGCAAACAUUUAGAGAAGAAAUCAGUGAUCUGCACCCACAACUUCACAGCCAGAAACAGCAAUGAACUGUCGGUGCUUCAAGGAGACAUAUUAGAGGUUCUUGAUGAUAGUAAGAAGUGGUGGAAAGCCCAGAAUUGUUAUGGUCAAGUUGGUUACGUCCCAUAUAAUAUUCUUGCUCCAAUGCUGAAUGGAGAUCAUUCCAGUAUCCAGAACGACAAGGAAAUUAUUGUAAUCCAUGAAAUCAACCCUAUAAUAACGGAGAUACCACCACCUCAACCACCAGCCAAGACCAAAAAUCUACAGCCCGAUGCUGUAAAAUGGGUGAGCACGGAGGACCUUGACGUGGACGACAGUAAGAAAGAUCACUUCACCAUGGUCAAUGAGGAGCUCGUCCUGAGGCUGGCCAACGGGACAGGUGGCGGUAGUAAGCCUCUUCACAUCCCACGUACUCUGGAUACAGAUGCCCCUUUAGACUACAAUUCAAAUUCUGAUCAAGUCCAGACCUGGUUGGAGGCCAAAGGAUUCAGUCCAAUGAUUGUCAGUGCCUUGGGAAUUCUCAAUGGCGCUCAGCUCUUUUCCUUGAAAAAGGAUGAGUUGAGAGCUAUCAACCCAGAAGAAGGUCCUCGAGUCUACAGCCAGGUUACCAUCCAGAAAGCGCUCCUAAAGGAUUCUGGGAAAAUGUCAGAGCUAGAGGCCGUGAUGGCGAGACAAAAAAGAAAAGCAGAAGGAUUGGACUAACAGAGCUCUCCUUUUGUGUGGCAGUAUGACUUUGCUAAAGAAAUGUGGAAAUGCCAGAUCUUUCUAUAGGAUCAGAAUCUACCUUGUGUAGGGUGAUCAGCGUGAAAGAAUUGGUGAUAAUUGUUACUGUGGGUGUUUUAUAUUCUUAAUUUUCUAUAAAGAAGAGAAACGUACUGGGUAUCCCCAAUUUCAUGGAGCAAUCUUCUACCACUCUCCCUAUUCCUUAGUUCUCAAUUAUUUUUAAAAUAAAGAAAAUUAUUAAGUCCUAUAGGAUCUACACUAUUCUCCAUUUUGGAACAAUUUGCUUAAUUCUCCUUGUAGAAUUAUCUCUUGAUCUCUCAGUAGGAAAAUACAAAUAUGAUAUAGUGUAUGCUAUCAUCCAUUCAAUUUUAGUUUUUUCAUUAAACAUCAGCAUGGAUUGAAGAGAUUUCCCCCCCCCCCAGUCGUAUGGCCUUGUGGACUCUGCGUGUAAAUCCACAUAAAAGCAAUAAUUUUUAUACACAGUUAGUCCAAAAACAUUGUAGAAACUGUAGUCAGAAUUCUGCCUGCAUUUUCAGUGAGUGACAUUUUGCAACUCUCAUGAACUUUUAAAGCAGAUCAUCCUGUCUAGCCAAAAUGACUCCAUCUGUCCUUUUUUAUAGGUUCCUGUGAAAUAAUAGCUGAGCAUAAAAAUAUUAAAUAAUCUAAGGAAGUGUGUGUCAUAAAAAUGAUGAAUUAUUAUUAUUAUAAGAGUUAAUUGCUCAAAAUUCAGAGGACUUUCUUGUUCACAGAACAAUACAUUUUUUGGCCACUAGGUGGCAGUCGGCAGCCUCUGUGGUCAAAACAAGCUGUUUAGCUGCAAAUAAUUUCCCUGCAAAUCAAAAAGAUUUAGCCAGAUUUUUAAGAUUUAGCCAGCUUCUUCCUAUUGUCAUGAAAGCAACUUUAUGGAGAAAAUGAACUGAAUCAGCUGCUUUGAAGGAAAAUAUGAUGUUUCAACUUCAAAAAAAAAAGACUUUAUGAUAAAAUGAGGCCAUUUGCCUUGAAACUUGCUGUGCUGAGAUUCCAUUAUAGGGUAUGUGUGUAUUUCUGUAUGUGUGUGUUAGGUAACUGUUUAAUUGGCUCUUUUUUCCACUAGUUUUCUCACAAUUUGAUGAACGUGUGUAGAACAAUGCACCAUAAUUUGAUUGCUGUGCUACUAAGGCAGUUUUUGUUAGAAGUUUCUUGAGUUCAGUUUUAUCCCUAAAUCUACUAGCAGUUCUCCACAAACUGUUUACUCCAUGCUGCCAGUAAGAUUAAUGUUUUUAUGGAAGAGAAAGAUGUGGAUGGUAGAAAACACUGUAAGCUGUUUUCCUGUAAUAAAUCUAAUGCAAGAAAUAUUUAUUUUAAGCCUAUUUAUAUAACAUUAUGAUUUCUAUUAAAACAAAUAUUAAUAUUUGUUUUUAAAAGAUUGAUUUUUAAAAGUUCUUUUUAAAAAAAAAUGAAAUUGAUUUUGAAAUCUCUCUCUGAAACGAGGUCCCUAGUUAAGUGGCCCAUUAAGCCAAAUGGGUUUUUGAGCAGCAUGUAAAUCUCCCAGGAAAUAACAUUUUAAACAGCAUUUUUAAAGCCAGAAAUUUUGUUUUCUGGCUGCUUUGCAGGAGAACAUCAUUGUAGAAGGACUACGAAUCAAUCCCAAGAUCAUCUAUUCCUCAUGGGGGCACUGAUGAAUCCAAUACAGGUAGUCCUCGACUUACAACAGUUAACUUAGUAACCAAAGUUACAACUGCACUGGAAAAAAGUGAC